This is a messenger RNA of Camponotus floridanus (Florida carpenter ant), 3165 nucleotides long. It is a transcript of the gene fmt, whose product is annotated as serine/threonine-protein phosphatase 6 regulatory subunit 3. Gene Ontology annotation, molecular function: protein phosphatase regulator activity; protein phosphatase binding. Bases 509 to 3055 code for a protein of 848 amino acids. The record is from RefSeq and is a predicted model, not a curated record. Lineage: Eukaryota; Metazoa; Arthropoda; Insecta; Hymenoptera; Formicidae. Gene Ontology annotation, cellular component: cytosol; nucleus. The transcript has 18 exons.
CGCUCGAGAGCGUCCAGCCGCGCUCGUCUCACGUUGCUUCAUAUUUCGGAGCGAGUCCGGAGACUGGAGCUACGCGUAUGUUUCGUCGUGCAUCGUCUCGCAACAGCAGCAUUAGCAGCCUCGGUCGCGAGUCAAGAGUCGCGGAGACGAGCUACCUACGAGGCGUCCGGAGAGGUGGUGGCGGCCAGGAGGCGCGAGGAGGUGGUUCGUAGAGUAGUGGCGAAGCGACGAUAGGCGGUAGGGGACACGGCCCGUGUGUGACUCGCGCGCGCGACACAACGGAAGAGAAUCGACAGGAACUGAUAUACGCGUACGUGCGAUGUUAGCCGUUGGACGGGCCGUACGACGAGCUUGCACGACAUCGUGUUACAUCCUACGUUCCUCGUGCGCGCGUCCACGCGCCACGCCGAUGCGAGUCGGGCGAUCGUGCCAAGCUUCUCGGUAAAUCGCGACGCGAAUUUUACCCCAUAAAUAUUGAGCCGCGGGCAAUAUAACCAACGGCCGCAUCAUGUUCUGGACGAAUAAUUACGUGUCAUCGCCGCAUAUAGAGGCACUGCUCAACAAGGAGGAUGUCACACUGCACGAGUUGAUGGACGAGGAGGAUAUUCUGCAGGAAUGCAAGAGUCAGAAUAAAAAAUUGGUCGAGUAUCUUACGAGGCCCGCCGUUAUGGAAGAGUUGGUGACAUUAGCUACUAAAGAACCCUCCACGGAUAUUGAAGAACGUUGGCGUUACAAGUAUCCCAACGUCGCCUGCGAAUUGCUCACAUGCGAUGUGCCUACAUUAAAUGAGAAAUUGGCAGGAGACGAGGCACUUUUGGCCAAAUUAUAUUCUUUCAUAGAUACUGAUCAGCCUCUAAAUCCAUUACUUGCGUCAUUUUUUAGCAAAACUAUCGGAGUGCUUGUUGCUCGUAAAAGUGAUCAGAAUUGGUAUUCCUAUCAGUUCACAUGCUUACAGGUUUUAGAAUUUCUUAAAAGUCGUCAGAGAUGCGUAGAUUUAUUGUUGCAACACUUAGAGACUUCUGCUAUUAUGGAUCUAGUAUUGAAACUUGUUACUCAGGUCGAGGGUAGUGAUAUGCGUCAAAACAUAUUAAAUUGGUUAGAUAGUCAACAUUUAGUGCAGAGAUUGGUAAAGUUGUUAGCACCUACUUCAGAAUCAACCAAACAUGCCAAUGCAGCGCAAUUACUUUGCGAUAUGGUGGCAGUGGCCAGAGAAAAUCAACGUACAACCACAGAGCGUACUGAUCCAGAUCCUAUUUUAAAUACUCUAGAAUCAGGAGAAACUGUGAGCCUAUUAUUAGAAACUAUUCUUACUGGAGAAAAGGUAGAAACUAGUAUCGUUGGUGGAAUACAAGUGCUUUUGGUACUUUUAGGUCAAAAAGCUAGCAAUGUUUCUAAUGAGGGGGAUAUACAUGGUAAUGGCGAUGAAGUCGCAGAUAAUGAGCAACGUAUUAAAAUUUCUAAUGCUAUUUUACCAUAUUUGGAACAUCUUCACAAACUUCUUCUGGAUCCGCCAUAUAAACCUGCCGUAAAAACAACCAUUGGACUUUUAGAAUGUCCAUUGGGAAAUACUCGUUUGCAUGUAGCAAAGUUAUUAAGUGCAUUAUUAUCGACGGAAAAUUUAAAGAUCCAUGAAAGUUUAGCAAAUUUGGGAACAUUCCAAACAUUAUUUGAUCUGUUUUUCAAAUAUACAUGGAAUAAUUUCCUACAUACACAAGUACAACAGUGCCUGGCCUUAGCUAUUAAUUGCGGACAUCGGGAUAAUGAUAUUAUUUAUAAUAAUAUAUUUAUCAAGUGCAAAUUAAUAGAGAGGAUCUUAGAAGCAUGGGAUAAAAAUGAGAGUAAACAAACCAAGGAAAAUGGUGUUCGUCAAGGCUAUAUGGGACAUUUAAUAAAUAUUGCAAACAAUAUUGUUACUCAAUGUGAGAAAAGUAAUAUAUUGGCCAGCUUUUUAAAGAACAAUUUGUCACCCGAGUGUCUUAGUAAAUGGGAAAAUCUUGUGAAUACACAAUUGGUGGAGAUUAAUAAAGUUCAUCAAACUGUGAUGAUGGGCGAUCGAACUCCAAUGUACCUGAUGAGCUCUGAAGAAAAUCCAGAUGACUUCAAUCCUUAUUCACAAGAGAUAUACGUUCAACAGAUGUACUCCAAUUAUCAGGGUCAACAAAUUACGCCUCCAUUCAUCGAAAACUUCGGAUUCCACGAUGACGAGUUUAACGAUGGUGAUGAUGCGCUUCAUAAUCCAGUUGACCAAUUAACAACGUUGGCCUUUACUCUCAGUGAAGAAGAUCUCGACAAGCGAGAGGAGAUGUUCAAUAAGUUGUGCCAACAAAAACAAAAAGCCGGGCUUGAGGACUGCGGCAGCGGCCUAGAAUGGGGCGACGAGGGCGAACUCACGUUCCAAACUGUGGUGGACAAGCGGGAUUGGCACUCCAAGCAACAGCAUCAAGACUCCAGUUCGUCGGACGAGGAUGAUGAAGAUCCGCGCGACGUCCACAUGGAGGUCGACACGACUGAUCCUUGGGAUACUACCGAGUCGAUGAACACCACCAUACUUCCACCGGUUAAUCCGUGGGACGUGGCGUCAUCAGAGCCAGUGGAAUCCACUGGUUGGGCCAAUUUCGAAAAUUUCGAAAAUACAUUAAGUAUAGAAAACACCACGAGCGGAGAUAACAAAACUAUGUGCGACGAGCUUAAGAAGACUUCGGAAACGACGGCUGUGGACUUAACAGAAAAGAAUAUAGCUUUUAGCGAAAGUUUUGAAAACGAAAAAAGCAGAGGCUGUAUAAGUAGUCAAGUGAUUGAAAAGACUUGUGAGAAGAAAGAUUUACCAGCUAUGGAAACUAAUCUCAGCAGCAGCAGCAGCAGCGAAAGCGAUGAGAACAAGAUGAUUACCGUGGAUGAGAAUAUCAAUUCUAACAAAUUGCCAGAUGACAGGCAUUUGUUAACGACGGACGCCAUAGAAAAAGAGAAGCCGUCAUCAACUGAAGUUUCAGUAGCAGCAGCUUCUCUGAAAAGCACGCCCAACGAUUCCAUGUCGUUGUCUAAAGACACUAAAUGAAAUGACGUUUUCCCCUGCCUAUGUUAGAUACAAUCUAUGGCAAUAGGAAGAGAAAAUCAUAUCAGUAUCGAAUACGUGAGAAUGAUCGGAAGCAUAUUACGCCUUCUCUA